AAAACAUAUAUAAAUAGUGCAUUAUUUUGCAGUUAUGAGUGAAAUCAGUUUUUGUCAUCAGUAUUUUGAGCAACGUAAAGCCGUUAUGAAAGGAAAUAUUUGUAAAGUCCUUCUCUUGGUAGUUUUGUUGGUGGCUACCGCCACAGCACUUUUAAUAUCUGGAAAUGGGCGACCUAGUUGUACCACUCAAGAAGAAAUCAAUAUUCGUAUAUUCCGUAAUAACUGGGACCCUACUUCCUAUUGGAAAUGUGAAGAGCUUAAUGCAGCGCCCGUACUCGAGAGAUGUCCAGAGCAAAUGGCUUAUUUAGAUGGUGUCAAAAACUGUGUUGAUUGGGCGGAAUGGCAUUGGGAAGAACCAACUGAUUCUUUGAUCAUCGAAAAUCAAUUAUAAUUUUAAAUUUGUUGAUGUGAAAUUCGUAUAUGAAAUAAAAAAGCGAUUUCGAAAUAUAAAAGUUUAAACUGCACCAUA
This is a messenger RNA of Anastrepha ludens (Mexican fruit fly), 469 nucleotides long. RefSeq lists its product as uncharacterized. The record is from RefSeq and is a predicted model, not a curated record. NCBI's taxonomy places the organism in Eukaryota, Metazoa, Arthropoda, Insecta, Diptera, Tephritidae. Bases 35 to 391 code for a protein of 118 amino acids. The transcript has 2 exons.